Molecule: messenger RNA, 879 nt
Organism: Phascolarctos cinereus (koala)
Lineage: Eukaryota; Metazoa; Chordata; Mammalia; Diprotodontia; Phascolarctidae
Source: RefSeq, a predicted model, not a curated record
AUGGACUCAAGAGCCUUCAUUGAAAACCUCAAGGCAGAUCUCACUUGCUCUAUCGACCUGAGCUACUUCACUGACCCAGUGACUAUCAAAUGUGGCCAUAGAUUUUGCAAAGUGUAUCUUCUCCAGUGCAGGGAGGGAGCCAAUGAAACCUGGACCUUCCCAGAGUGCAGAGGAGUCAUUCAAGACAGUGACUUGGUGCCCACCAGGAACCUGCAGAAUCUGUCCAUCACUAGCAAAAUGCUCAGACCUCAUUUGCUGCAGGGCUUGGUGGACCUAACCACCUGUGAUCAACAUGGGGAAAAAGAGAAGUUCUUCUGUGAGGAAGACAAGACAGUCCUCUGUGAUUCCUGUUUAUUAGCCCCAGAGCACAAGGAUUGCCAAGUGCUUCCCUUGGAAACAGCUGCUGACAAGGGCAAAGACAAGCUCCAGGAGACCCGCACUGUCUUACAGGAAAAAGAGGAGGAAUUUAAAGCUAUGUUGGAUGAAGUAAGAAGGAGAGAGACUAGAUGGAAGGAGGAUGCCGAAACAUGGAAGCAGUCUAUUACGUGUGAAUAUGAGAAGCUGCAUGAGUUCUUAUGGGAUGAAGAAUAUCAAUAUUUGCAUGAAUUUAACCAUCUUUUUGCUGUUUUGGGGGCUCAGGCCUUCACCUCAGGCAAACACUACUGGGAAAUGGAUGUAGGAGAUAAGACUGAGUGGGAAUUGGGCAUCUGUAAAGAUUCAGUCAGCAGAAAGGGGAAGCUCCCUUCCUAUGAGGAUAUGAGGACCCUAGCAGAACCUCAGACGCUCAGAAACCUGCUGGUCCUGGUGCGUGCCAAUGACAUGGAUCCUUGCUACGUGACCCAGUUAGGUAGGAGAACUGGAGAGCUUUGCAAGUGCUAG